CAACUUCCGCGCGUCAUCCAUGUCUGAAGAACACUGACAGAUUGGCAAAUUACACCAUGUGUUCUGAGGGCAUUUCUAUUGGCUGAUCGGUUCCUCGUUGCCUCGUCCAUGUAUAUGGAAAUACGCUGGAUUGGCUAGCUCCGACCGCCCUCUGCGCGUUCACAGUUUCCGAUUCACGAAAGCAGGAUUUGACGUAACCCCAUCUGUGCUGCCAUUCAACAGCAUUACACCGUUGCGUACCAAACGCAGCUUGCGUUAAUCGGUCGGAGUCACAAAGAGAACGAGCACAGACCGUCGGAGAAGGCAUAAAAAAGGAAAUUUCUCAAUUGCCGUGGGAAUUCUGAUCAUCUUUUUCUUUUGGAACAAAGCGUAGGUGCCGUUGCUAUCUCAACCCUUGUGUAUAUUGGAUUUCCUCUUUUGCAUGGAGUUAAGUGGGUCGGAGAGGCCGAAGAUAUCAGUCUUGAAAUUGGGCAAUUGGAAAAUUCUUAUUCGUAUCGUUGGUUAGAGCAAGGAAGCCGCCAUGGCUGGUUCUAUUGGAUCGUCGAGCCUCCACCUCGGUAUAUGAAAAACAUUGUGAUGAAAAACUCUUCAAUCUCUCCGUAGCUUAAGUGUAUAUUUCACACCGACUGUUUUCUUUGUGUAAACCUCUGUUCCAGUCAGAAAGAGACGAGGAUAGGUGGGUUUUGUUCAAGGGAAACUGGGAAAAGGCCAAUUUCAUGACCACCUGGAUUGACGAAAUUUAUUUGAGGCUUCAUCGCUGGAAAUAUUAGAAACAGAUUUAGAAAAACGAACAAGAGAAAAUGAUCUGAAAGCGAGACAGACGUUUGAGAGCUCACUGAAGAAAACGACCAAAGGACCCCGGACAGCCGAGUUGAAUUCACACAUUUUCCUCUUUAUUUCUGUCGGAGCUAAUCGGGUUGCUGUGGGUCGAAGCGGAUUCGUUCACAAGACAAAUAAACCUAUUUAACUUUGAGAGACGCGUGGGAUAUUGGAUUGAAAAAUGUCCGGUCGGCCUAGAACCACCUCCUUCGCAGAAAGCUGCAAACCAGUGCCGCAGCCGUCGGCGUUUGGCAGCAUGAAAGUCAGCAGAGAUAAAGAUGGCAGUAAGGUGACCACAGUAGUGGCAACCCCUGGACAAGGACCUGACCGGCCACAGGAGGUCAGCUACACUGACACAAAGGUCAUCGGUAAUGGCUCUUUUGGAGUGGUGUAUCAGGCCAAGCUCUGUGACUCAGGAGAACUGGUGGCCAUUAAAAAAGUCCUUCAGGACAAGCGUUUUAAGAAUCGUGAGCUGCAGAUCAUGAGGAAAUUAGACCACUGCAACAUUGUGCGUCUGCGUUACUUCUUCUAUUCCAGUGGAGAUAAGAAAGAUGAGGUGUAUCUGAACCUGGUUCUGGACUAUGUCCCUGAGACUGUGUAUAGAGUGGCAAGACACUACAGCCGUGCUAAGCAGACCCUUCCUAUGGUUUAUGUGAAGUUGUACAUGUACCAGCUCUUCAGGAGUCUGGCCUACAUCCAUUCCUUCGGGAUCUGUCAUCGUGACAUAAAACCCCAGAACCUUUUGCUGGACCCAGAGACGGCCGUGCUUAAACUUUGUGACUUUGGCAGUGCUAAGCAGUUGGUGCGUGGUGAGCCCAAUGUUUCUUACAUUUGCUCACGGUACUACAGAGCCCCUGAGCUAAUCUUUGGAGCAACCGACUACACCUCCAGCAUAGACGUGUGGUCAGCUGGCUGCGUGCUGGCGGAACUGUUGCUAGGGCAACCAAUUUUCCCCGGCGACAGCGGAGUGGAUCAGCUGGUGGAAAUCAUCAAGGUGUUGGGCACUCCCACGCGAGAGCAGAUUCGGGAAAUGAACCCAAACUACACCGAGUUCAAAUUCCCGCAGAUUAAGGCCCAUCCAUGGACUAAGGUGAGUAAACAGGUGUUCAGACCAAGAACGCCUCCUGAAGCCAUCGCUUUGUGCUCCAGGCUGUUAGAGUACACACCCACUGCUCGCCUGACUCCGCUGGAGGCCUGCGCUCAUUCCUUCUUUGAUGAACUGCGGGAUCCAAAUGUCAAACUUCCUAAUGGGCGUGAGAAACCGUCCCUGUUCAACUUCACAACUCAAGAGUUGUCCAGUAACCCAUCCCUUGCCUCCAUUUUAAUUCCUGCUCAUGUACGAAACCAGGCAGGAGCCUCAACUCCGACCAACGCCUCUGCCACUUCAGAUGCCAAUAGUGGAGAUCGUGGUCAGACCACUACUGCAGCCUCUGCCUCCGCCUCCAACAGCUCAACCUGAGUGCCCAGCCAAUCAGACCUGACCCUCCCUCCAAGGUCACGCCCACCCCACUGCUCACCAGCCUAACGGGUGGGGGUUCGAAUCAUGUAACCACCACUCUUAUUCAGACUGCAAGAGCCAACAACAAUUUAUGUGUUUUUAUGAAGUUCAGAAAGAGUUCAAAUUUAUUCACAGUGUAUCAUUUGUGGAAAGAGUGAGAUAGCAGCGCGGAAACGGGCAUCGGGGUGGGGUGGGGGGUGGUAGUUGGGGAGAAGGGUUCAACUUUAAAACCUGGUCUGUGACCAGCCGGAGCGUUGUUCAAUCACAGAGGACAAUCUUGUUAUCUAAGCAAUCCGGUAGCCAGAUCCAGACACUUCCUUCCCAGGGUUCCCAGUUUCCCUCUCACAUGGACUUUCUCCACACAUUCUCCGCACGUUCUACCUUAUCCUGUUUGCUCUGUUCUGGGCCUCUUACAGCGCAUGGCUUGAAUUUGGUUAGGAGCACACCAUAUAUACAUAUAUACGUAUGUAAUGUGUAUAUAUGUAUAUGCAUAGAAUGAAACAGAUGCGGAAUACAAAAGGAAAUGGUAAUGCUAUUAAAACGCUAUCCUAACUGUAUCUAUUAAACACAAGGCACUCUUACAAUACAAGGGAUAUAAAGGUCAAUGCUACACAAAACCGCAUGUUCCAUAAACAGAUUCGAAAGAUUUUAGAGGUUUUUUAAUGCUCUCAAGCAAUUGUUUUAUUUUGUUUUAUAACAAAAGGGGGACUUUUUGGGCUGGGUGGGGCAGACAUUUUUUUUCACAGGCGAGACAUGUUCAACCUGUCUCUGUGUUCUUGUAUGAUAUAUACAUACACAGUUUAUAUAUUACUUUGCAUUAUGUAAAAUAAAUAUAAAUAUAUAGUUAUAUAUAGAUAUAUCUAGCAUUAUAGAUUUAGAAUCCAUAAAGUUUUCUCAUUGCGUCAGCAGUUCUUGCUGCAGACGAAAAAUAUACAGUAUGUAUAUGACUAAGAACAUGGACAUUCUCUACUGGAGCAGUUUUCUAAACAAACGUUUUGCUAUUUUCUGUUGUUUUCCCAAUAGAAAUACAGAUACCUUACUUUCCUGAUUCCCUCUCCUCUUGUUAUUUAUUGUUGGUUGUGCGGCAGUGUCAUAAUAUUCAGAUUCACUUUUCAUUCGUAUCGACUCAUUUUGCAAAUGCCAUAGUACGGAUUUGUGCACAGGAUUGUUUCAAUUUCAUGUGCUGGUUAGACUCACAGACCUUUUUUGUAAAGCCUGUGCUUCAUUUGCAUUGUUAAACUGAAGCGGCUGUUUUGUUUUACUACUACUUGGGUAUUUGUCCAUCAUGUUUGUGUUCUUUAUUUCGUCUCAGCAUACUUUAAACCUGCUCAGAUGUUUUUUUUGAAUGUCUUAAUACAAAGUAUAACAGUAUACGAAAACGACAAAAAAGUGUGUGUGUGUAUAUAUAUAUAUAUAUAUAUACACACAGUGCAGCACAGUUGCUCCUCACCAAAUUCUGGCUUGUAGUUUUGUUUUGUAUAGUUUUGUGAGCGUGUGUGUGAAUGUUUAUGCGUGUGUUCUGCUAUGUACAUAUGCUGACCUGAGAACUGUUAAUGCGUGAAAACAAAGACGAGGGGUUCAAUGAAAAAAAUAAAAUAAAAAAUAAAUUAAACCACAUUUAAAAGAUCAGGGCAACAGUGACCUGUUUGUCGGAUACUGUAGACAAGGAGUUUUCUCCAGCCAUAUAGUUCAAUCUUAUCUGUACAGUAGGUGCCAGCUAUAUUAUUGUAAUUAUACCUAGUAAUGUAUAGUGUAUCUAUAGUUUGGAGUGCCUUUGCUUCCAUACACUUCCUGUCUCAGACCACACCCCUUCCUUAUGACAUACAUGGCAGGCCACACCCCUUCCUCUGCAAAUGCUGGUGGUUGGUCAAGUCUAUCUGCAGUCUCGCCUCUUCAUUUGCAGACACACCACUCUGCGUUGAUAGCAUCUUUGUAGGUGUUUUAUUUUUAAGUGGCGAUGUAACAUGUUGAAGUAGUGGCACAAAGAUUUAUUUGUGGGGAGGAAGUAUAGGUCUCAUGUUCCUGCGGUGCCAAUCACACUGUAUGUUAUUACAAUCGUUCCACUACCACAGUGAACCACCUUUGAGCGUGUUGUGAUUUAACUGCGACAACCCCGGGGGCAAUAAUAAUAAUAAUAAGAAUUCUUAAUGUGAGGAGUAUGUUGGCCAGCUCGCAGUACUCAGUAGAGAUGUCACGUAGCACCUGCCGGUUCCUCAUCCCUGCACCCUCAAUGUAAAGCUUGCUUGUAAGAUAUGCAUUCAUAGAUGUGUUGAUUCCCACGAAUGGUGUGACCACCUCUCGUGACUAGAGUAAAAAAUGUAAAGACACAAAGGUUCAAAACAAUUACCAAAAGAAAAAAAAUAACAAAGGCAAAAAAAAUGUUUCAAGGACUGUGGGCUGAAUACAGACGUUGCAUUACAUACAUGUAUUGGGGGAAAGUUGUCUUGGGUUAAAGCUUAAAAAGACACAAAAACAACCUGUAUAACAUUAAUAUUACUUGAAUGCCUCUGUUUGUGACUGAAAUUUUUAUUUUAUUUUAAGUAUAUUCUUUUUCUGUGAAGGUAUGCUAUAUGUCUCCUCUCCUUGUAAAUAUGUCCGUUUUGGUCCUUGGUGUGACUUGGAUUCAGAGACUAGUUACCUGGUACUGUAAUUUGCAUUAAAUAAAGAGUAGGAUAGCUUGGAAAUGA
This is a messenger RNA of Triplophysa dalaica, 5004 nucleotides long. RefSeq names its product glycogen synthase kinase 3 beta, genome duplicate a (gene gsk3ba). The transcript has 11 exons. Gene Ontology annotation, cellular component: axon; cytoplasm; cytosol. Gene Ontology annotation, molecular function: ATP binding; beta-catenin binding; protein serine/threonine kinase activity. Lineage: Eukaryota; Metazoa; Chordata; Actinopteri; Cypriniformes; Nemacheilidae. The record is from RefSeq and is a predicted model, not a curated record. Gene Ontology annotation, biological process: regulation of neuron projection development; protein phosphorylation; regulation of microtubule cytoskeleton organization. Bases 1001 to 2278 code for a protein of 425 amino acids.